AUGAAGAUCAAAGGCAGAACACCUCUGGUUCUUGUGUUGUUUGAGGAGGUGGCUGUGCAUUUUUCCAAGGAGGAAUGGUCUUGGUUAAAUCCUGAUCAAAAAGCUCUACAUAGAGAGGUUAUGCUGGAAAACACCAGAAAUGUGGCCUUUUUGGGAAAGAAGGCCUUUGGCAACUUGGAGCUGCCUCAGGUACAUUGUGGGGGCCUCUUAAUAGAAGGAGAAAAUCACCUGAAGUUACUGAUAAUAGCAGGAAAUUGCAUUCAAGAGAACAAGGAAGUCUUCCAAAUGUUCAGGCACAAAGAUAGAAGAGAAGGAUUUGCAAAUUCAAUGGAACCAAACGAACACAAAAGAAAUCUGUCAACAAAUGAGAGUAACAGUAGCUCAACUUUCCCAUCCACUGAAAUCCAGGACUUUCUUCCCAGAAAAGAUCAAAAUGAAAAAAUAAAUGUGGAAAGCAUGGAAACAUUUGAAGAAGGCUCAGAUUUAUACAAACACCACACAAUUAGCACUAAAAAAGAGGAUGCAUACCAAAAGGAUGAGAAAAGCUACAAAUGGACUUCCAAUCUUCCUUUAUGUAGUGAAAUGAAUAUGGGAAAUGAACCAUAUCAAUGUGCAGAGAAUGGAAAGCAUUUAAGUGAGAGCAAUUCCUUUGUUUCCAGUGAAAUAAUACAUUCAGGAGACAAACCAUAUAAAUGCAUGGAAUGUGAAAAGAGUUUCAGCAAGCCCAGAUAUCUUGCUUCCCAUAAAAAAAUUCACACAGGAGAGAAACCAUACAAGUGCGUGGAGUGUGGAAAGAGCUUUACUCAGAAGGCUACUCUUCAUUCCCAUCAGAUGAUCCACACAGGAGAGAAACCAUAUAAAUGUAUGGAAUGUGGUAAGAGCUUCAGGAAGGCUGCCCAGCUUACUUCCCAUCAAAAGAUCCACAGAGGUGAAAAACCAUAUAAGUGCACCGAGUGCGGAAAGAGCUUUACCCAAAAGGUUACUCUGAAUUUCCAUAAAAUGAUUCAUACCGGAGAGAAACCAUAUACGUGUAUGGAGUGUGGAAAGAGCUUCCGGAAGAGCGCUCGGCUUAUUUCUCAUCAAAGAAUCCACACAGGGGAAAAACCUUAUAAGUGCACAGACUGUGGAAAGGGCUUCAGCUUGAGCAGUUCCUGUACGUAUCAUAAAAGGAUCCAUGCAGCUAAUGAAAUGUAUGAAUGCAUGGAAUGUGGGAAGAGUUUCAGCCAGUGCAGCUAUCUUAAUACCCAUAAAAAAAUUCACACAGGGGAGAAACCAUAUAAGUGCACAGAUUGUGGAAAAAGCUUUAGUCAGAAGUGUAAUCUUAAUUACCAUAAAAUGAUUCAUACAGGGGAAAAACCAUAUAAAUGCAAAGAGUGUGGAAAGGGCUUUAUCCAGAACUUUCAACUUACCUAUCAUAAGCGGAUCCACACAGGGGAGAAGCCAUAUUCAUGUUUGGCGUGUGGAAAGAACUUCAGGUGGAGCAUUCAGCUGACUUCCCAUCAAAAGACGCACACCAAGGAGAGACCACAUAAAUGCACAUUAUGUGGGAAGUGUUUCAGCCAGCGUGGGAAUCUUAAUUCCCAUAAAAAAAUCCAUAUGCAGGAGAAACCAUAUAAAUGCAUGGAAUGUGGGAAGAGCUUUACUCAGAAGGCAACUCUGAAUUCCCACAAAAUGAUUCACACAGGGGACAGGCCAUAUCCAUGUACGGACUGUGGAAAAAGCUUCCGGAAAAGCAGUCAGCUUACAUCCCAUCAAAGGAUCCACACGGGGAAAAAAUCAUAUAAGUGCACGGAGUGCGGAAAGAGCUUCAGCAUGAGCGGUUUCUUUGGAAACCAUAAAAGGAUCCAUGCAGGAGAAGGACCAUUUCAAUGCGGAAAGAGUUUUACCCAGUGCAGCUAUCUUAGUUCCCAUAAAAAAAUCCACACGGGGGAGAAACCAUAUAAAUGCACGGAUUGUGAAAAGAGCUUUAUCCAGAAGUGUAAUCUUAAUUCCCAUAGAAUAAUUCACACAGGGGAGAAACUGCACAAAUGUGAUGUGUGUGGAAAGAGCUUUAUACAAAACUUUCGACUUACAUACCAUAAAAGGAUCCACAUGGGGGAGAAACCGUAUAAAUGCAUAGAGGCCUCACUUACGAGCUCAAAAUGA
Thamnophis elegans (Western terrestrial garter snake) is the source of this 2145-nucleotide messenger RNA. RefSeq names its product zinc finger protein 85-like. The record is from RefSeq and is a predicted model, not a curated record. Lineage: Eukaryota; Metazoa; Chordata; Lepidosauria; Squamata; Natricidae. Gene Ontology annotation, molecular function: RNA polymerase II cis-regulatory region sequence-specific DNA binding; DNA-binding transcription factor activity. Gene Ontology annotation, biological process: regulation of transcription by RNA polymerase II.